Molecule: messenger RNA, 321 nt
Organism: Dovyalis caffra
Lineage: Eukaryota; Viridiplantae; Streptophyta; Magnoliopsida; Malpighiales; Salicaceae
Source: the annotation of a GenBank genome assembly
AUGCUCGAAAUGGUUGUAGGUCGGGUUGAGGCAAGGAAAAAGGGCUGGCAUGAGCAUCCGAAGAGGAGAGGUGAUGAAGGAGGCUAUGUUGUAUGGAGCUUAAGAGGAGAAGAAAGUUAUAAGUUGUAUGGGUUACUUUUUGGGGUACGAGUAGUGUGGAUGAAAGAGGAAAAUGAGGCUGAAACUUACAUCGGGAAAAGGAAUGAAGGUUUUUUAGAUGAGAAAGCUCGUGAUGGGGGUAGGCGAGCUGGAAGGUUUUUGGAGAAAGUAAUGGUGAAUAGUAAAAAGUCUCAAAAAAUGCAUAGAAGUGGGUUUUUAUAG